AUGACUGUUACACAUCGUAAGCGACAGUAUCAGCCAGAAGAAAUUCAAACCGUGAAUGAACCUGGUCUACAGAUUCAAUGCGACGGCUGUGGCUGUGACCUUACGCAUUCAAUACGAAUCAAGUGUGCGGAUCCGGUAUGCGAACUCGGAGACGGCGUUGAUAUUUGUCCGGCUUGUUUCUGCAGCGGGAAGGAGUUUGGCCGCCACAAACGAUGUCAUGAAUAUCGAGUGGUCGAGCUACAUUCAUACCCCAUAUUCUCGGAAGACUGGGGAGCGGACGAAGAGCUAUUGCUCCUUGAAGGCAUCUCGCUACAAGGACUCGGCAACUGGCAAGCAAUAGCUGAGCACGUUGGUACGCGUACAAAAGAAGAGGUCGAACAACAUUACAGGUCUGUCUACAUCGAUUCCCCCGAUUGGCCUUUGCCGCGCAUGGACCUGCAUUUCGAGGUCGACCCUGCUGUUUUCCAAGAGCGCAAACGUCGUCGUAUCUCAAACAUGAACACCAACCCUCCGCCACCCCCAAAGCUCGCCCCCACCUCUGCUCCUGGUGUCCACGAAAUCGCCACAUUCCUUCCUGGGCGUCUAGAAUUUGAACAUGAGCUGGACAACGAAGCAGAAGACCUCGUCAAGGACCUUGAGUUCGGCAUCUGCUUGGAGUGGGGUGGCGACGAGAUACCCGAGGACGAGAAUGACCCCGACGUGCGUGCGAGGGCGCGCUGGGAGGAGGAGCAGAAGAUGAAGGAUGGCACACCGGGCAAGCGGCUGCCCAACGGAUAUCUGAACGGAAGCCCAAAUGGCCACCAUGCUAACGGCGACUCACCUUCGCGUGACACGCGAGGCAGGUCGGAAGAUGGCAGCAAGGCGGACAACGGUGCCACCGAUGGCGAGGCCGACGCAGAAGAGCUGACACAACCUCCCCCUAUCGAGACGCUAGAUUCUCUCAACUUCAAGCUCUCCCUGGUAGAGAUGUACAAUCAACGAAUGGACAAGCGGCAGGAGAACAAGGCUAUCAUGUUCGACAGAGGUCUCCUCAACUACAAGCAGAUGCAGGCCGCAGACAAAAAGCGGCCCAAAGAGGAGAAGGAUAUCAUCCACCGACUACGACCUUUCGCUCGCCUAAUGACUGCCGAAGACUUCGAAGUGUUUUCUGCGGACAUACUGUACGAAGCGAUGUUGCGAAAGCGGAUUCAGGAGCUCCAGCAUUACCGCAGAAUGGGUCUCACAACUGCCGCGGACAUUGAGAAGUACGAGGCGGAUGUACUCAAGCGGACUCAGGCAAAGGCGAACCUGACACGCGCCGACUACCUUCCAUCGGAGCGCCUGCAGCAGCUCCGAGCCGGAAGUGCGCGUCAGUCGUCCGGUCCCGAACGCUCCGAACGUGGGAAAAGCCAUGACGACCGCGAGACCACGCCGAAGCCCGCUCCGGCUGUCAUCGGCACUGGUCCUCCCGGAAGGAAGAUGCCCGCGCCCCUCAACCUCGCGAACAGUCCCCUACUACACCUCCUCACGCCGGAAGAACAAACACUCUGCUCGCAACUGCGCAUACUCCCGAAGCCUUACCUCGUCAUCAAGGAGACUCUCGUGCGAGAAUACGCGCGGCGAGGCGGGAAACUGCGGCGGCGUGAAGCGCGAGACCUCGUCAAGAUCGACGUCAACAAGACAAGCCGGGUCUGGGACUUCCUGGUGCAAGCAGGCUUCCUCAAGGUUGGCGCAGCUGAACCGCCACCGGCGAACCAGGACAGCAUUAGGCCCUCUGCAACGCCGUCACUGAGCGCAUCGCCGAGCAAGGAGUCACAUGCACUGGUCUCACCGCGCCCUCCACCAUUCACCACCGCGCCCCUUGGCAUGUCCUCCACAUUCUCAUCAUCCUCCAUCAAUUCUACGCUACCCAACGUAGGCUGAUCGCCCCUCACAUUAUUAUCACCUUUUCGCUGUCCUACCGCUUUCGACGUUUUGACUGCCGCAUCUCUGUUGUAUUGCUGAGUUGUACCCUACCCACGUUGCAAUUGUACAAUAUAUGGAUGCACUAGUUUG
Postia placenta MAD-698-R-SB12 is the source of this 2034-nucleotide messenger RNA. RefSeq lists its product as hypothetical. Gene Ontology annotation, molecular function: chromatin binding; transcription coactivator activity; protein binding. Gene Ontology annotation, cellular component: SAGA-type complex; nucleus. Lineage: Eukaryota; Fungi; Basidiomycota; Agaricomycetes; Polyporales; Adustoporiaceae. The record is from RefSeq and is a predicted model, not a curated record. The coding region runs from base 1 to 1902 and encodes 633 amino acids. Gene Ontology annotation, biological process: chromatin remodeling; regulation of transcription by RNA polymerase II. The transcript has 9 exons.